UUAGCCAUCACUUCUGCUCUCAGAACAGCAGUGUAACAUCUUUGUCAUAUCUGCUGCACCAUGAGGUUGCUACUCCCUAACCCUGGGCUCGAUAGUAGGAUCCCUUCCUACGAGGAUCUGGAGAGGAGAGAGGAGGAGGAGGCUGGGGACAGACCUCAGUGGGACAACAAAGCCCAGUACAUCCUGACCUGUGUGGGCUUCUGCAUCGGGAUAGGCAAUGUUUGGAGAUUCCCCUACCUGUGUCAAAGUCAUGGAGGAGGUGCAUUUAUUAUUCUCUACCUGAUCCUGCUGGUGCUGGAAGGAAUGCCUCUCCUCCUGAUGGAGUUUGCCAUUGGCCAGCGUCUCAGGAAAGGAAGUGUGGGAGUUUGGAGGGCCAUCAACCCUUAUUUGACUGGUAUUGGUAUUGGCUCCAUGCUGGUGUCCUUAUUGAUCGGACUGUACUACAACACCUUAAUAGCCUGGAUCAUGUGGUAUCUCUUCAAUUCCUUUCAAAACCCACUGCCGUGGUCCCAGUGCCCUCUCAAUGAAAAUGGGACAGGCUUUGUCCCAGAGUGUCAGAGGAGCUCAACUAUGGAUUACUACUUUUACAGAGUGACUCUGAAUACUUCAACCUCUAUAGCGGAUUCUGGAGGGAUUCACUGGCCCAUAGUAGUCUGCCUGCUAGCUGCCUGGACGGUCAUCUGUAUCUGCUACAUACGAGGGAUCAACACUUCAGGCAAGGCGGUGUACGUCACAGCCAUCCUGCCCUACAUCGUGCUGGCCAUCUUUCUUGUCCGAGGACUGACUCUCAAAGGAGCACUGAGUGGAAUAAAAUACCUUUUCACACCAGAUAUUGCUGAGCUGACCAAACCGACAACUUGGCUGGAUGCAGGCGCCCAAGUGUUUUAUGCCUUCAGCUUAGCAUGGGGGGGACUGAUUUCCUUUUCAAGCUACAACCCUGUUCACAACAACUGUUUGAAAGACGCUAUGAUCCUGACAGCCAUCACCGGCUUCACUUCGAUCUACGCUGCCACAGUCACCUACACCAUCAUUGGCUUCAGGGCCACAGAGAAUUAUGACAACUGUAUCAGUGAUAACAUCCUGACUCUAUUAAAUGCGUUCGACCUUCCUGAAGACAGCAUCACUACAAGCAGCUAUGAUGCAGCCUUUACUCAUCUCAACAGCACCUAUCCUGAUGUUAUUCUUGGAUUAGACAUAAAAACCUGUGACAUGCAGAUAUUUCUGAGUGAGGGAGUGGAGGGAACUGGUCUGGCCUUCAUUGUGUUUACAGAAGCUAUAACAAAAAUGCCUGGCUCCCCAGCCUGGUCUGUUCUCUUCUUCUUGAUGCUCUUUUGCUUGGGAGUCUCUACUUUAUUUGGUAACAUUGAGGGUGUCGUGGUCCCGCUGAAAGAUCUGAAAAUUUUGCCCCACAAAUGGCCCCAAGAAGCAGUAACUGGAGUAACAUGUGUUAUCGCCUUCAUCAUCUCCCUCCUGUUUGCACAGCAUUCUGGGUUUUAUUGGGUAACCCUCUUUGACAACUUUGCCGGAUCUGUUCCACUGCUGACGAUUGGGUUUUUUGAGAUGAUAGCUGUUGUUUACAUCUACGGCAUAGACAGGUUCAAUGAGGACAUCAAGUUCAUGAUAGGAUCCAAGCCCUCCAUCUUCUGGCAGGUUUCCUGGAGAUUCGUCAGUCCUCUCGUCGUUCUGGUGAUUCUAGUUUUUUAUCUGGUUACACAGGGCCAAGAGGAGCUCACCUACUUAGUCUGGGAUCCCAAAUCUGCCAAGUUUCCGUCUUUGGCAUCAGUCUCGUACCCUUCGUGGAUAAAUGUGGUCAUCUUUGUUCUGGCAGGAAUCCCCAGUCUUGCAGUGCCUGUUUAUGCCGUAUGUAGAUGGGUCUAUGUCUACUGCAAAACCAAAAGUACUCAGAGGGAAAAGAUGGUCAACAGUCCUUAACUUUUCAAAUCAAGGGAAACUCCAAAUAAAGUGUGUUUAUUUGCUAUAAUACUGAGCAUCUGGAGGAAUUAGAGACUGAUACUAUGAGGGUUUAAAUGUUGUUUUAAGCUUUACUGACUUUGGUUUGGCAUCUCCAGGUUAAGAUCAAAUAUUUAUUGUUUUUUUAUGCAAAUUUAAAAACAGGAAAAACAUUUUUGCAGCUACCUACACGUAAUAACAAUAAUUAUGAAAACUAUCACUGUGGAGCCUGUAUGUAGCUUUGUAAUCCCAUCUUUCACAACAGAUGGAUGCAACUACAACAUGCACAACAAAUUAUUUUACUCACAAUUUACUGACAGUUUAGUGAAAGACAAAAGAGUGGAUUUAAAAUGUCCUUUAAAUUCAAAACAUAUGGUUCCCAUACAUUUGUACUAUUGCUGUAACUUUAAGAUUCAUUCUUUUAUACUUCCAUGACUCUGAAUAAUCUCUGAAUAAUAAUGUGAACAAUGAAU
Molecule: messenger RNA, 2423 nt
Organism: Cheilinus undulatus (humphead wrasse)
Lineage: Eukaryota; Metazoa; Chordata; Actinopteri; Labriformes; Labridae
Product: sodium-dependent neutral amino acid transporter B(0)AT1-like
Exons: 12
Coding region: 61-1932 (623 amino acids)
Biological process (GO): sodium ion transmembrane transport
Cellular component (GO): membrane
Source: RefSeq, a predicted model, not a curated record